UGCAAUUAUCCCGAACGGCUUCACUGCUUAACUAUAAGUUACCUGAGCAGAAGCACUUCCGCUGAUCUCAUCUCAUUGGAAACACUGACUCUGACAUUAACUCUGACUCUCAAUCACGAAAUUCACAGCUGCCACCAAGUAUGUAUGAAUCCUACCGCCCCCAUCCACUCCUCGCCCAAGUUCCCUUGACCGUCUCCCCAUUCAUCAACCUGCCCACCACCGUCACCCUUCCCUACACCUACAAGUCGGUCCCGUCUACCAUCCCUCCGUCCGUCACCGUCGAUCCCAGUAACCCCGACCAUAAGACCCGCUACGUAGUCUCCUCGAGCGGGGAGCACGCUGCCACCCCGGAGGAGAUCCUCGCCUCGUGCAACGCCCUCGAGCAGCAUCUGAACAAGGCCCGCAGCGACGCCGAGAAGGCGAUCCGCGACUGGGAAGAAUCGAUCGUGCAGCGCGACCUGGCCGAAAAGCGACGAGUGGCGCCUGGGUGGCUGGACCGGGAGGAGAAACUCCUCCGGCCGGUCAACGCGGCCGGGGCAGGAACCCACGAAGAAGCGCGGUCGAGCUUGUUGGAUAGUCUGUCGGCUACGGAUCCGGGGGCGGCUGCCUUGCCAUCGAUGGUGCCGCGCGACGAGGGAGAGGAGCUCGACCGGGCGUUUGGGGGGCUGAAUGUGAAAUGAGGACACUUGCUUAUCGUGACACGAACUUUGAUGAAGACGAGCUUAUCGACGAAAGAGAACUCUAUUGCCUUCGGAAUCUGCGCUCUGGUCUGGGCGGUUUUAGGUUGUCGGGGCAUGCAGAGUGCCCUUGCUGGACGACAAGCGCGGCAGACGGCUUGAUGCUUUGCAACAACAUGCCGUCAAAUCUGCACAGGCUCAGAACGACAAUGCAACAUGCACCAUACACCAUACGAUAAGCUGCGCGUCAUGAAGCUUGAUUGAAAGGGACAUGUCCUGUAGCUUCUGGUAUGGGAAAUAACGAGAAAGCCAAGGGCUGUUCUUUGGCCUUUCCCAGAGUAUACGGACCACCACGACAGACCAUCGGGCUACUCAGUGACAGUCAGAAAGUGAAGCUUAAAUCAAAACAGACCUUCUAUAGACAGCUAAAAUGAAU
Aspergillus saccharolyticus JOP 1030-1 is the source of this 1113-nucleotide messenger RNA. RefSeq lists its product as uncharacterized. NCBI's taxonomy places the organism in Eukaryota, Fungi, Ascomycota, Eurotiomycetes, Eurotiales, Aspergillaceae. The record is from RefSeq and is a predicted model, not a curated record. The transcript is spliced from 2 exons. Bases 141 to 680 code for a protein of 179 amino acids.